Molecule: messenger RNA, 1954 nt
Organism: Paramuricea clavata
Lineage: Eukaryota; Metazoa; Cnidaria; Anthozoa; Malacalcyonacea; Plexauridae
Source: the annotation of a GenBank genome assembly
AUGUCAAAAGAAUAUUGUGACGCCAUGCAAAACGCUACUGUUGUCCCAGAUGUCAGACAUCUUCAAAUACGUUGGCAAGAAGAACGUUUCAAGACAAAGAAAUGGGAAGGGGGCCCUGAAAGCCAAACUAACAUAGCCGAAGAAUACCACACACACCAGAAGGAAGUUUGCAAAGAUGACGAACUCCGCUGGGAUGACAGUUCAAGCUCGGGGAGCGAUAAUGAUUGCGACGAUAACGAAAACGACGUUACUGUCGAGGACAUCCCAACAGCAACAAUGCCCGUUCUUCUGGCAGAAUUUGAAGACUGGUUCCUGUCACCAGACGGAGGCAAACGUGAUGAAAAAACUGUAAAACAACACAGUUCUCAAUUGUAUUCUUUGUUGAAAGUUAUAGACGACGAAGAAGAUAUGCAAUCUCUGCUGGAUGUCAAGCUGGUCCGCCAAGUGUUCUUUGAAGAGCCACGUAGAGAAGAAAAGAUACGAAGCUGGGACCAUUAAAUCGUACCUGAUGAGUCUUCAUCAUUUUUAUACGUUUCUCGUAUUGGACAGGCCAGAAAAUUUUAAUUUUGACGUUGAAGAAGUAAAUGCUGCUAGAGAAAAAGUAAAGUUGUGGUCGGCGUCAUACAAGAGGGAAUCGAGCGAACGGAAAUGGCAAAAACUUGAAGAAGACAUGUUGAAUCGUCUAACUCCAGGAAAUAUUCGGAGUUUUGAGAAAAGUCAGACGGCGAGAGAAGCAGUCAAAAUAAUCGGAAAGCAUUCAGACAACUCACAAACAACGGUAGUGACGCAGCAGAGUUAUACCUUGGUGCGAGAUUUCCUCUUCACACAAAUUUUUAUAGACAAUGCUAAUCGUCCUGGCGUUCUUGCUGGCAUGACCAUUGACGAAUAUAAAAGAAUGACGAAGCAAGAUGAUAGCUACAUUAUAACGGUACUCAAACAUAAAACCUCACACGUUCAUGGCCCAGCUCGUCUAGUCUUGAGUUCAAAAUUAAAGUCUUGGCUCUCGGUAUUUGUUGAGGUGAUGCGACCACAAAUCGCAAGUGCAACGUGUGGAAACGUGUUCUUGACGUGGAGUGGAAAGGGAAUGAUAUCUGGGCAUAUAACAAAGGCUGUGCAGUCAGUUUUUAAAAAGAGUGGAAUCAAUGUCAAAGUCACAUCGACAUCGUUCCGGAAAGCUGCGGUGACGGCAGUUCAUUCUGGCAAACCUACAUUCAGCGGAAAACUAGCUCGUCAUAUGGCUCACAGUGAAACAACUGCUAAAAAAUAUUAUCUCCUGACAGAAAAAACAAAGGAAUCGGUGGAAACAUCAAAGGAACUUGGAGAGUUAAUGAGGUGUGAUGGUGAAGAGCAACAGGAUUCGGGUAAAAAGGGCGACAGUGAAACCAGGGACAAAGAGGACACUGCUGGCGAAACAGAGUGUGCAACAAAUCAGAAGGGCGAAUGGAACGACAGUGAUUUUGAGAAAGUCAGGACAAUAUUUGGAAAAGACAUCGCUGCGAAAACAAUAACAAUGGAACGUGUUCGCGAGGGUAUUGAAUCCAACGAAGAACUUUAUGGUAUGUCACCUCGACGGAUAUAUGACAAAAUUAGAAAAACGAUAAACAAAGAAUCGGCAUCUUUGCAAAAUAUUCCUGAGCUGCCCCAAACUUGUGAAUCGUUGGAGGAUAAGCUUCAACGCUUUGAAGAAUGUAGUGAGACUGUCGAUGAAGAAUUGUCCACAAGCAUAAUUCAACCCAGCGAAAGGAACAGUAAUUUUACUAACGAGGAGAUGAAUUCUCUUCAAAAGAUGUUUAAAGACAUGAUCACUGAAGACAAAAAGAUCUGUCGCAUCGAAAUCGAGAAGAGAUUGUCUACAAACAAAGAAGGAGAAAAUAUUUUGAAGAAACUAUCGGUUCAGAAAGUAGUGAAUCGCGUUAAGUAUGAAAGACGAAAACACAGGCAACAACCAAAAUAA